Sesamum indicum (sesame) is the source of this 1461-nucleotide messenger RNA. RefSeq names its product FAM133-like protein. The record is from RefSeq and is a predicted model, not a curated record. Lineage: Eukaryota; Viridiplantae; Streptophyta; Magnoliopsida; Lamiales; Pedaliaceae.
CGUCUCCUACCAUUUAUAAAUACGCAGUUCGCAGCGGCUAUCGAACCCUCUAGAGAAAAGGGCAGCUCACAAAAUAGUCAAUAACAGCUCCUCCAACUUCUGAAGCCUUCCCCAAAUACAAGCAGCGUUAGAUCUGGUCGCCAGAGCGAAGUGGUCGUUGAGCUGUGUGCUUUCUAUUGGGCUGUUGUGGAUAUCUGUUCUUGUCAUAAGAUGUACUUCCGGUCAUCAUCAUACCAAAUGCAGGUAGGAUUGUGUUUAUGGAUGCCAAGAAAUUUAUGCAGUUGGUCGAGGAGAAGAAAAAGAGAGUUUUGGCAAAGAAAGAAGCACCAUUGAAAUGGGAACAGAAACUCGAGGCAGCUGCAAAGGCAAAAGCUGAUGCUGAAGCCAAGGAGAGAAAGGCAAAAGUGGCUAGGCAUAAGAGAAGGUCUGUGUCUGUGACUGAUUCAGAUAGCGGAACUGAUAGCCAUGACGAGGGUAGAAAGAGAGCGAAAAAGUCUCACAAGCGAAGAAAGCACAGUCAUUCUGAUGGUGGUGACCAUGAGAAGAGGAAGGAUAGGAAAUCCAAGCAAAAGCCAAAGAGGCGAUCCUCUGGUUCUGAUGACAGCAGUGAUGAAUAUGAUACUGACUUGGAAGAAGAGAAGAGGAAGAAGCGUAGCCAUAAAAAACACAGGCAUGCUUCAAAGUCUGAUUCAAGUGCUUCAGACUCUUCCAGUGACGAGAAUGAUGAUGCAAUCAGAAGAAGGAACCACGCAAAGCAUCAUAAACAUCAUAGACGAUCUCAUUCUAGCCAUUCAGAUUCUUCUGGUGAUGAGUAUGAUGAUAGGAAAAAAAGCCGCCCGAAACACCGAAAGCAUCACAAAAGAUCAGACUCCAGCUCUUCAGAAUCUUCAAGUGAUGAGGACGCUGUCAGGAAGAAGCGUCAUUCGAAGCACCGCAAACAUCAUAGACGAUCCUAUAGUCAUGAUACUUCCGAUUCUGAUGGGUACAAGCAUCACCGGAGGAGCAGAUCUAUUGAGAGGUCAUCUAAUGAUGAUGAACAGGGUAGAAUAGGGAACAGAAAGAACCACCAUCGACAUGAUCAUCACCACCAUCAUCAGAGAAAUGGGCACCCACGUUCGCUUGAAGACCUGCGUAGCAAAGAGCAAGUGGCACAACCUGCAAAUCCUGAUGACAAAGCAUCACAGCCUGCAAAUCCCAACGGCGAACCCAUUGGAAAUGGUUCUCAAGAAGUAGAUCUGAACAGCCAUGCCAAGGCACAUGAUCAAAGUGUAGAUUUUUGCAAGGCCAGUCACCAACUGUUUUAGACAGUUGCUGUUGUUGAUUACUAUGUUGCUCAUUUAGUGAAUGUGUUGGUUUGUGUUCAACAUGAAUUGUGGUUUGAGACUGUAUUAUGACUCUACGGCCUUUGUGCCUGCUGGAAGAUAGGUGGAAUUGUUUCUUUAUUGCAAACUUGAGCCUUAA